This is a messenger RNA of Halteromyces radiatus, 2333 nucleotides long. RefSeq lists its product as uncharacterized. Gene Ontology annotation, molecular function: nucleosome binding. The transcript has 2 exons. Bases 136 to 2271 code for a protein of 711 amino acids. The record is from RefSeq and is a predicted model, not a curated record. NCBI's taxonomy places the organism in Eukaryota, Fungi, Mucoromycota, Mucoromycetes, Mucorales, Cunninghamellaceae. Gene Ontology annotation, cellular component: brahma complex; SWI/SNF complex; nucleoplasm. Gene Ontology annotation, biological process: regulation of transcription by RNA polymerase II; chromatin remodeling; positive regulation of DNA-templated transcription.
AACGAUGGAUUAAUGUGAACAAUAUACUGAUUUUUUUUUUCUUUUCUCAUCCUCGCUCGAAAGAAUACCAUCUCAUCUUCCAACAUACCACUGUCAGACAAUAACACCUCAUCAUAUCUUGGAUUACAACAACAAAUGCCAGUACCUUUUAUGAAUAACCCAUAUUUGCCGUUGUCUUAUUCUCCUGUUCCACAAAUAUUUAUGGCGUCCACACCUGUUGAAUCCCUUAGCAAUGGUGAUCACAUACCCGGAAAUAUGUCAAUGACGAAAAUGGGUUAUCCUGAUCCAGCAAUGACAAGCAAUUUGACUUCGAUGCCUGUACAAGCGACAGUUAUGGCUACAAACAAUCUUACUGACAAUCCACCAACUUCGAUACAACAAGAAACAGGAUCAAUAUCUUCACCAUCUACACCCAUGCAUCAGCCUAUCACCGAUUCUAAGUCCACCAAAGAAUCAUCAUCAAUGUCCAAUUCGACAAAUCAAUCUCCAGUACAAUCCGCAAUACCGACCAAAGUGAUAUAUCAUCCCAAAACAAGACAAGUAGAAACCCAUGGUGGUGUUGAUCUCAAAUAUUUUGACAAAUUCGAGAUUCGUCCAGCUAUUCCGUAUAUUGAAGAACUAGGCACUGUUGAUAUCACUGCAUUGACAAUGUCACUUAAAUCAGGCAUGAAAAUGGAAGUGACGACAGCAUUGAAUACAAUUACUACUUUAUCACUACUACCAAGAGUACUACUGCUGGUACACUGUGAAGAUCUGUUGGAUUGUCUACUUGAUCAUCUGGAAACAUGUUUGUUUGAAUCGAAUUUACGUGACUAUCUCAAGGAAAAUGAAAAUGAUUCGCCUGAUGUUACAAUUAAAUCAUCUAUGUAUACUUAUGCUGAUUUAUUUGAAGCAGCCUUGUUAGAAAUGAAAUCUUUGAUACCUGCUUUGGAACCAACUUGCUCGGAUGAAUGGAUACCAUUACGUGAUCGUUGUCUAUGUAUUUUCAAUCUUUUACGCAACCUCUCUUUUAUGGAAGAAAAUGCCGAAUAUCUCGCUACUCAUCCCCGAUUGACACACCUUUUGAUGCGAAUUAUUUUAUCAUCUGAAAAUCAUCAUACCUUAACCACGACUGGCAACUCAACGAACAACGAUACUGUAUCAUCACCAUCAUCACCAUCAGUAGCAGUAGAAAAUAUCAGCAAAAUACGAUCUAUGGAUCUUCUUGACUUUCGGAAAAGUAUCUUGGUGAUAUAUUCAAAUAUUGCACUUGCCAUGAAGAAGUUGACAAUUCAUCCUGAAGCAACUGUAUCUGUGGUUCAUCUUAUAUACGAAUUUUUAGUCAACGAUUCAGAGACGUAUUAUUCAUUACUGGCUAUGGAAACCUGGAACAAAUUUGCUGUCCAUGAGGAACACAGGCAACUACUGGGCUCUCUUUUACAAACAGAAAGCGACAACGGAAUUUGUAGCGAUCAUGACAACAAGGAUGAUGAUGAAAACAACAAAGAACAUGAAGCGAAUAAAAGCGAUGGCUGCGACAAUGACAAUAUGUUCAACGACGACAACAAGAACUACAGUAAAGGAAACAGAAACAACAAAAGCAGUGAUGAUAAGGACAUUGUACAUAUUCCCAUGUCGCAAUAUAUUCAAGGUAUUUGGAUUUCACUUAUCGGAAUGCUACGACGACACUUUUAUUUAAUUGAAAUGGGCAUGACCGUUACCUCAAAUAACACACAAUUAGCAAUAUUGGAAAUGAUAGUCAUGGGGCUCUACCACGUGGUGGCUAUAGCAGAUACAAAUUUUUGUGACAAGCUGAUACAAGCAGAUCGGGGGAUAGCUAUGACAAUUCUUCGUAUUUGUAUGACAUUGGCGGAAGCUGACAAUGUACAUUAUCGUGUUGUGGCUCAACGAGGUAUGGAAAUGGUAUAUGUGCUUAUCUUAGGUGGCGGCUGCAAAGUGACAGAACUUGUAAGACAAAAACGACAAUAUGGGAGAUUCCAACAACAACAACAACAACAGCAACAACAAAAACAUCAUAAUCACUAUCAACAGCAACAACAACAACAAUACCAAAAACAACAUUCAAUGUUUCCAAUCACCAAUGAUGACCUUGGAGAUGAAGAAUCAAGUUAUAAAAUAGGGGUGACACUAAGGGCAAGAAUAUUACUCAACCAUAAUGUACUACAAGAAAAAUUGAUGAUGGCCAUGCUAAAACCAAUUUCUGACAACUUUAUUCUCACUGGAUUGGAUGAUCUUUUGAAUUUGAUGGAUGAAAUGACCCUUUAUGAUUGAUUUGUUACUUAUAAAUAUUUACCUUGAAAUAAAAGUAUAUUUGGUUACCAUCUUCUUAUCUA